AUUGCCAGGUCAAAAAUGUCGGGGAGUACAAGGUGGGAUGGAUGAAAGCUGAGGACCAAACCGUCUUAACUCUCCACAAACGCGUUAUCACGCAUAACUCCCGCAUCCGGGUCACUCAUGACGAGCAUCGAACCUGGACCCUCAAGAUCGUUCAGGUCCAAUUGGAAGACCAAGGAUGUUACAUGUGUCAGAUCAACACGGCAGUCAUGAUGAAACAAUCAGGGUGCCUGAACGUCUUGGUUCCUCCGGAUAUUGACUCGGCUCGAACCACCUCAGAUGUGACCGUGUCCGAGAGUCAAAAUGCCGUUCUCUUCUGCAAAGCUUACGGUCAACCCGUGCCAACCAUCACAUGGAGGAAAGAAAAUGGAAAGCAAUUCAUUAUCAAAGAUGGCUCGACUAAAAAGAAAGUUCAAGAAUACUCAGGAGAAGAGCUCCACCUCCACAAAAUCAAACGCCAAGAUAUGGGUGCCUUUAUGUGCAUAGCAAACAAUGGCGUGCCUCCAACCGUGAGUCAGAGGGUUGUGCUCAAUGUCAAUUUUGAGCCAACGAUUGAAAUCAAGAACCAAGUGGUGGGCUGUCCCGUGGGCAAAGAGGUGGUGCUUCAGUGUUCGGUUGAAGCUUACCCUAAUCCCCAUAACUAUUGGCAACGAUCCACAACGCAGGGAGGUGAUCAUGAGAUCAUCAUGGCUCCCAAUCACAGUCCGGACUUUGAGAUCACCAACCAGGUCAGCUCUUAUCGCUCGGAGAUGACCUUCAAAAUCAAGCGAUUCGCCAAGGCUGAUGCGGGUACCUACACGUGUAUCUCCACCAACUCCUUGGGUCGUAAAGAGGGGACGAUACGUCUCUAUGAAAUCAUUCAACAGACUGAUGCUCCCUGGAUUAGUUUCACCGAGUCCAGUUACUCCGCUGAGGAGAUUGAAGAGACCUAUGGUCAACGCAUAACCCAUGACAACAAACGUGAUCCAAUUCAAAACAUAUCGACAAAAGACACUUAUACUCUAAAUGAGAAGAGCCAUCCAGAUUCAAAGCAAAACGAGAAGAAAUCCCGCAAAGAUCGCAUGUUCGCAAAUUCAGAGCCAAAUCGCGGAAUCGCUUCAUGGAAUCUCAUCCUUUGGGUGAUCGCUCACUUUGCCCAUGUCAUUUGGAACAAUUAACAAAGGGGCUAGUUUGCUCAAAGAUACUCAAGUUUAAAUUUGUACCUUCAGUUUUGAUUCUGGCCCGAAAUGUUACUGACUCGAUCGACAUUCCAUUCAAUUCAUCUUACCCACUAACAGAUUGUCAUACCCCAACAACUUUGAGUUUUAGCUUGCAUAAUGUGCCAUUGUCAUCGUUACAUUGUUACCUUUAUUCUUAAGAUACCCUCGCAUUAAUUUGGAUAAGUUUCGUGUAUCCACUUUGAAAUAAACCCGACUUGAAAUACCCAAUUUGAGAUUCGCUUCAAAACCAAAGGUUGGGUAGUUUUUUUCUUUUCAACGUUCCGCACAUGUUCUUACAGUAGAGUUUUUAUGUCGCUUAAUUAAGAUAUGCAUUUGACAAUUUCUUGGAAAAAAUGAAUUCUGUAUUCCAACACUAGAAAGAGAGAAGUAUAAAAC
This is a messenger RNA of Tigriopus californicus, 1592 nucleotides long. Its product is annotated as lachesin-like. NCBI's taxonomy places the organism in Eukaryota, Metazoa, Arthropoda, Copepoda, Harpacticoida, Harpacticidae. The coding region runs from base 42 to 1154 and encodes 370 amino acids. Gene Ontology annotation, cellular component: neuron projection. The record is from RefSeq and is a predicted model, not a curated record. The transcript has 8 exons.